Messenger RNA from Cyanistes caeruleus (blue tit), 2329 nucleotides. Lineage: Eukaryota; Metazoa; Chordata; Aves; Passeriformes; Paridae. The record is from RefSeq and is a predicted model, not a curated record.
UCUUCAGGGGAAUAAAUUUAUACUUCAAUAGCAGUGUAACUGAUUCCAUGCAAAGUUUAUGAUUUUGUGAAUGCUGGUAAAGUUAAAAGUUUAAAUUUUGCACCCUGUGGUGCAAGCUCAUUGAAAUGAGCAGCCUAACUCCUCUGUUGGGUUAAUGUUUUUGGUUAUUUGAAGUAUCAAUAAUUGUGUUCAUCUCCAGCACACAUACCCCAGGUAUUGAGUUCAUGCAAUGCAUUUCAUGUGCUCAAUUCUCAUUUAUUCCCUGAGGCUACCGAUGAUACAAGGCUUUUUUACUUUGAUCCACAGAGGUGAAAUAUUCUGUCUGACAAGUUCUUGGGCUCUGGUAGCACUCGGCAGUGCAGCUCUUUCCAGAAAUCAUUGCUCUGAUUUUUCACCCUGGCACUAUUCAAGCCCAGUCUGCCAGAAACAGCUCCUGUAGAGUUGCUCUUCUGCUGCCUGUGUCCCUUUGUGCUGGAGACUUUCUGCUGGUUCUGUGGUCAGAGCAAUUUUCAGCCCAGCCCAGUCCUGUCAAGCUGGGAGAGGCAGAGGUGCAGGUGGGCCUCCUUUUGUCUCAACUGAUGCCCUUCGGCACUGCCUGCAGGUUAAUGGGAGCUGGGAAACACUCCCUGCUUCUUGCCAGUUGUCUGGGAGGACUCAAUGUGCCGUCAAUGUAAAGAACCACAUCGGCUCAGGAACACUGACUGACUGAUGUUCACAAAAGCCGUGUGACUAGUAGGGUUAGCGAUUGAUCUGGUGUUUCUACAGGAAAAAAGCUUGGAGCAGGAAUUCCCAUUGUGCCGUGAGCUCAGUGCUCCCCUGCCCAGGGGUUGCUUCUGCAGCCGGGCUUUGGGUACACUCUUUUUCCCGGCUUUCUGCCUGUGACCCACUGCCACUGGAAGCUCAUCAGGAGCAAAAGUCUCUGUUCAUUUGCCCAGCCGUGACUGGACAAGUCCAGCAGUUUAUUGCAGAGAUUAGGUCAGUCCGUUGUUCCAAUGCUCAAUGGUAUAAAAUAAUUUCUGCUGUUCAAGCCAACACUGUAAUACAGUGCAGAAGUAGAUGGCUCUGUACGGUUGGCACGAAGUUCCAUCUGAUAAACCCCUCUGUCUUUGCACGUGAGCUGAGUACUCACUCUCUUUGCAGCCUCUUCUACAGUAAGGGCUCGUUGCAAUGUUAAUAGCAGGAGUGGAUCGUGCGAACACACUUGUGAAUACUGGUCAGGAGAGGUGGUUUGUUUUUCAGGGUUAGUCGGCUUGUUUUGCACCAGUUAGCCCUGCUAGGACUUAAGAUUCAGUGGCAAAAAUAGAAGAGAAAAUCUUCCUGGUUUUAUUUAUUUAUGUAUUUACCAUAUUUAUAAUGUAUUUACCAUCAUUAGUAUACAUCGAAUGAUUAAGUACGGUGUCACAAGCAGAUGUUGGGGGUGGUGUCACCAACAGACGCGACACCCGCCCGUCCGCGUUCCAGCGUUGCCAGGAGCCGGGCCCGGCCCCUCACACCGUGUCCCGGGGCGCAGCUUCCCCGCAGCUGGGACGCUCUUCUCGCACUCCCGCAGGUUCCCGCAGGUUCCCGCAGGUUCCCGCAGGUUCCCGCAGGUUCCCGCAGGCUCUAUGUCGUCGCCGGGGCGGUCCGAGGCGGCGGAGCAGACUCUGCUCGUGGGGAACUUGGAGAGCCGGGUCAGGGAAGAGAUCCUCUACGAGCUCUUCCUGCAGGUAGAAGACGGGCUGGACCAUUAACCAAAGUGAUGAUUUGUGAGGACAAGGAAGGAAAACCUAAGUCUUUUGGAUAUGUCUGCUUUAAACACAAAGUAUCGGUGCCUUAUGCAAAAGCUCUGCUGGAUGGAAUCCAUUUGUAUGGAAGACCAAUCACCGUGCAGUAUUGGAGGGGGAGUUCUCACUCACCAGAACUAGACAGUUGUACAGAUGGUUUUGAACACCAUAUUGACUUAGAUUCUUCUGCAGACAGGCAUCAAGAACUUUCUGGAAAUUCUCCAUUUCCUGUUACCCCUUUGCUAGUGAACAACAGUUUACUUCAUGAUCACCCUGGCUUUCAAGAGGUGAAUAAAACUGCACAGUUUAAGACUGCACAGAGUUCUCCUGAAUUGGCCACAUCUAAGUGACUGUGAAGUGCACCAAGCAGGAUGAAAGAAAGAGAAAAUGGCAAAGUUGUGACAAUGACACUAGUACUGAAGAUAAUAAAAGGAGACAAAGACAGCAUGGCCAAAACUGAAAAAAAAAAAAAGCCAAGAAAAAGACAUGUUAAUACUGGAUAAAUAGUUUUUAUUAUUAUAUUUGUUUUAAUCUUUGAACUUUAUUAAAGGAAUGUUCAAGAUUCA